Molecule: messenger RNA, 3013 nt
Organism: Polyodon spathula (Mississippi paddlefish)
Lineage: Eukaryota; Metazoa; Chordata; Actinopteri; Acipenseriformes; Polyodontidae
Product: neuroepithelial cell-transforming gene 1 protein-like
Exons: 12
Coding region: 16-1821 (601 amino acids)
Biological process (GO): positive regulation of Rho protein signal transduction; intracellular signal transduction
Molecular function (GO): guanyl-nucleotide exchange factor activity
Source: RefSeq, a predicted model, not a curated record
GUGUAUUUCUUGUAAAUGGAGGGCACGGCGGAUCCCCAGAUCCAAAUUAAAGAGUCAGAGAAUGAGAGUUUGAAACGGAAAGCUGGAUCCAAGAGAAGAAAUUCCUCCAUCAACUCUGAAUCAGCCACCCCAGAAAGCUGCAGCUCAAAGCGGCCUCCACUGCGACGAGGAAGCUCUUUCACCUUCCUGACUCCAGGGCAGAACUGGGAUUUCACUUUGAAAAGAAAACGAAGAGAGAAAGAUGGUGAUGCUGUUAGUCUGUGCAGUUUUGAUUUUAAGGAGCCAAGUAACAAACGGGUUCGACCUCUUGGAAGGGUAACAUCACUGGCUAACCUAAUCUCACCUGCAAGAAAUGGCGCUGUCAGGCGUUUUGGACAAACAAUCCAGUCCAUCUCGUUUCGAGGGGAAGGCAAGUCACCAAGCGGUUCCUUGAAGUCGUGCAGCAAAGCUGCAGCCCCAACCCCACUAAAGAGGCGUAACAGCACACUUUGGUCUGAGACUCUGGAUGUUUCCAUGAAAGGAAACUUUUCAGCUAAAGAAAUCAAGAGGCAGGAGGCUAUUUUUGAACUGUCUCGAGGGGAAAAAGAUUUAAUCGACGACCUCAAGUUAGCCCGGAAGGCUUACCAUGAUCCCAUGCUGAAGCUGUCUAUUAUGUCUGAGGAAGAACUCACUCAUAUAUUUGGGGAUCUGGAUUCAUACAUCCCUCUGCAUGAAGAUCUCUUGGCACAACUUACAAAGGCAACAGGGUCAGAUGGAACUGUGGGACAAAUCGGUCACGUAUUUGUAAACUGGUUGCCAGGCCUCAAUGCUUAUAAAGAGUACUGCAGUAAGCAGCUGGCAGCAAAGACACUCCUGGAUCAGAAAAAGCAGGACCGCAGAGUACAGGACUUUCUCCAGCGCUGCCUGGAGUCUCCAUUCAGCCGCAAGCUGGACCUCUGGAGCUUCCUUGACAUUCCACGAAGCAGACUGGUUAAAUAUCCCCUGUUGCUGAAAGAGAUUUUAAAACACACUCCCAGUGAUCACCCAGAUGUGCAGAGUCUGGAAGGAGCGAUUUCCAUAAUCCAUGAAGUCCUUUCUGGUAUCGAUCUUAAGAAAGGUGAAUCUGACUGCCAGUAUUUUAUUGACAAACUGGAGUAUCUUGAUGACCGGCAGAAGGACCCGCGUAUUGAGACGAGCAAGACAUUGCUCUGCCAUGGAGAAUUACGGAACAAAAGUGGAACAAAACUUUAUGUAUUCUUGUUCCAAGACAUCAUGAUUUUCACUCGCCCAGUUACCCGCAAUGAGCGACAGUGUUAUCAAGUGUAUCGUCAGCCUAUCCCAGUGCAGGACCUGGUUCUUGAAGACUUGCAGGAUGGAGAUGUCAGAAUGGGAGGCUCGUUCAGAGGAGCUUUCAGCAACUCGGAUAAAGCUAAACAUAUUUUCAGGGUGCGAUUCCAAGACGCAACUCAGGGUCAGUCCCAUACUUUGCAAGGCAACGAUAUCUUCCAUAAGCAACAGUGGCUCAACUGUAUCCGUACUGCUGUAGCAGCACACCAACCAGCCCAGUCCCCAACAAGAGAAAGGGAGCUCCCACAGCUUAAUGAAGAACCAGAAUGCUGUUCACCUAAGGCAAGAAACAUCACAGUGAAGAGGCGGUCAUCAAUCCUUUCUGGCAUUGUCCAUAUGGAGGCAGAUGAAAACACUUUCCAGACUGGUAAUAUUGAGAACACCACAGAGGAAAUUGAAAAUGUACAAACUUCAGUUCGCAAAAAAACAUCUACACAGAAAACAAAAAAAGAAAAGUCCCGGUCAAUAGGGAAAAGAAAAGAAACGUUGGUGUAAAUAAAAGCCAUUGCUGGACGUGAAAGACUAUUUUUAAACUUGUUUUCUAAGUAAUGGAGCAGUGUAAUAUUCUUCUAAAUGUUUUUCUUUGUAUAUAUCUUUUUAAUGGCAGCUACUUCAAUGCAGGCAUCUGUAUUGAAAACCUUAGGGUCUGUUUUGGGUUUGAUGAAUAGCUACAGUGUUGUAAGUGUUCAGAGGUUAGACUGGCUUUUAUGGUAGAACCUUUUCUGUUCCAGCGCCCAGUAGAGUGACAGUUAAAAUUGGUUUUACAGCAUUUGUUCAAUUUUCAUAAAUCAUUUUUAUUUUAUUUUUUAAUAUAUAUAUACCAGUACUGUAUUAGCAUUUUAGCAGUCGUUAAACAAUGGAAUUUGAUUCAUUCACGUUGUAAAUUGUGUGAGAAAUGUAAAUAAGUGGACAGGAUUUUAAAAACCAGACCCCAGAUUCAAUAGUUUAUACUGGAACACACUGUCUUACAAAUGUAUUUGUACAUUCUUUAUUACACAGAUUUUAUCCUGCCAAGCCAUGAAUUUACUAUAUUGGUUUUUUUUUUUUCAUUAAAUUACAUUUAGAAUAUUUUGUUAUUUUUAAGUUUUGUUAAACAAUCAGCAUUUUUUCAUAUAUAACACUUCUCUUUUUUAAUGUGGUAUUUUUUUUUUUUUUUUACUGAAAGAACUAUAAACUGAGCCACAAUGGGUUUGAGCUAAGCUAUAAAACAGAACAAACCAUCCAAUGUAGCAGCUUGCAUGAUGAUAUUUUUGUUGUUCCUGUAAAUUGCUUUUGUGGGGGACUACUGAGAGAGAACUGCCAUUUAAAUGUUUGAAAUAGAGGUAAAGUGGUAUGUUACAGAAGGUUAGUGAGGAAGAUAAAACUGAAAGGGAAAAAAUGGUGCACGUUGAAAAUGUUUUGUAAUAACAAAAUGAACAGAGGAAAGGCUUCUGUGCAAAUUGAUCAGCAUGUUAAAGAAUACAAGCAUUGUGCUUUUUAAAAUGUGUUUUGCUCAUAUGUGGGAUUUCAUUUUGGUAUAAAAAGCUAAGAAGUAUGAAAAAAGGUAUGUUGGGGAAGAUGAGUUUUGCAGAAAGAUGUGGCAUGUUGUAACUUGGACUGUAAAUAUAUGGAUAUUUAUGAAGGGGCAGUUCUCUAUGUGGUGUACAAUAUCAAAUUAUGAAGUACAAUAAAAUUCUGUGUAAGGAAA